Messenger RNA from Pimephales promelas (fathead minnow), 3498 nucleotides. RefSeq names its product glutamyl aminopeptidase (gene enpep). Gene Ontology annotation, molecular function: zinc ion binding; peptide binding; metalloaminopeptidase activity. The record is from RefSeq and is a predicted model, not a curated record. Gene Ontology annotation, biological process: proteolysis; regulation of blood pressure; peptide catabolic process. Gene Ontology annotation, cellular component: plasma membrane; cytoplasm. Lineage: Eukaryota; Metazoa; Chordata; Actinopteri; Cypriniformes; Leuciscidae.
ACAAUCACUUCCCUCAGUGAACGCAUUGACAACCGCGUGGCUGUGACAUUACAGACAUCAGAGCAAUUUUUUGGAGGGCGGUGAAACUUAACUCCUGAUUUAACCUCUGAGCCUCCCACAGGCUGCCCUGCAUGAUUGAGUGUUGGACUGCCUAUGUACACACAUUUGGGAAUCAGACACAGCUGUUUCCUCUCUUUGGAGGCAAAAGGAAGUGCAAGGAUAGUGUGUGUGUGGGUUCACAGGGAGAGAGUGUUCUGACUUUCUGAACUUUGAGUGUUUGUACACAUUCUGACACUUGUGUCUGUGUUUGACGGCUUGCCAUGGAAAGUCUGGAGUUCGAAAAGAAGGAAAAACGGUACUUUAUCCGUGGGAAGCAUGCUGCUAUCAUCUGCGCUGCCGUCAUCGUGACAGGUGUUGCCGUGGGGCUCGGAGUUGGUUUAAGCCAGAAGACCUCCUCAUCCGAAGACGAAACCAAACCAACUCCAACGCCAUCACCAACAACACCGCCAGAUAACCGUGGUCCCUGCAAGCCAUCCGACAACACAAAUGGCGGAUGGAACAAUUUCCGCUUACCUGACUACAUGGUGCCGUCACAUUAUGAUCUGCAUCUGGAGCCCGACUUCGAUACGGAUACUUACACCGGGAGCGUGUCCAUCCAUCUGAACCUCACUCAGCCCAGUCAGCACCUGUGGCUCCACAUCCGAGAGACUUUUGUCACCGCGGUGCCCACUUUACAGCGCAGUGGCCCGUCCGGUUUGACCUCUGUCGGGGUGAAGGAAUGCUUUGAGUACAAGCCGCAGGAGUACGUGGUGGUAGAGGCGGCCGAGCAGCUUAGUGUCACUGGUACAGACGAGCACUACGUCCUCACUCUUCACUUCCAGGGCUGGCUCAAUGGCUCUCUGGUUGGUUUCUACAGGACCACAUAUCAGGAGAAUGAAGUUACCAAGAAAAUCGCUGCAACAGACCAUGAACCCACAGACGCUCGUAAAUCUUUUCCAUGUUUUGAUGAGCCCAACAAAAAAGCCACCUACACAAUCUCCAUCACCCAUGACAGUGCAUAUGAAGCGCUGUCCAACAUGCCUGUGGAGAACACAGAGAAAGUGUCAGAUGAAAAAACAAAAACCUCCUUUAAAAAAUCUGUAAAGAUGAGCACCUAUCUGGUAUGUUUUGCGGUGCACCAGUUCACAUAUGUGGAGCGAACAUCGAAAAAAGGAAUCCCAUUGAGGAUCUAUGCUCAGCCUUCGCAGAUCUCAACCACUGCAUAUGCUGCAAAUGUCACUAAGAUCAUAUUUGAUUACUUUGAGGAGUAUUUUGACAUGGACUAUUCUAUAGAGAAACUUGAUAAGAUUGCAAUCCCAGACUUUGGGACAGGAGCGAUGGAGAACUGGGGGUUGAUUACUUACAGAGAAACCAACCUGCUGUUCGAUGAGAAGGAGUCGUCCUCAAUCAACAAACAGCGAGUGGCCAGUGUCAUUGCACAUGAGCUUGUUCACCAGUGGUUUGGAAAUAUUGUGACUAUGGACUGGUGGGACGACUUGUGGCUGAACGAGGGCUUUGCCAGCUUUUUUGAGUAUGUGGGAGUGGAAAAAGCUGAGGAUGACUGGGGAAUGCGCGACAUCAUGCUUAUCAAUGAUGUAUUUCCUGUCAUGGUCGAUGAUGCUCUUCUCUCUUCCCAUCCUAUUAUUGUGGAUGUGUCCAGCCCUGCUGAGAUCACAUCUGUGUUCGAUGCCAUCUCAUAUAACAAGGGAGCCUCUAUUUUACGUAUGCUGGAGGACUUGCUUGGCCGUGACACAUUUAGGGAUGGAUGUCGACAAUAUCUUAAAAGCUUCCUCUUCCAGAAUGCUAAGACUUCAGACUUUUGGAAAGCCAUGGAAGAUAAGAGUGGCUUACCUGUGGCAGACAUUAUGGACACAUGGACCAAGCAGAUGGGUUAUCCUGUUCUUAAUCUGACCAUCACAGACACUGAAGCAAAACUCAUCCAGAACAGGUUCCUCCUGGAUCCCAAUGCUGACCCCAGCCAACCCACCACUCCCCUGGGAUACAAAUGGACCAUUCCUGUGAAGUGGAGAACACUCAACUCCAAAAACAGCUCUUUCUUAUUUGACAAAACAGAGGACGUCAUUGCUGGAUAUUCCCCUGCAACCGAUGGUCUUAUCAAAGUCAACAAAGACCACAUGGGCUUUUAUCGAGUAAAUCACCACGACAGUGUGUGGAGCACUAUUGCUGAGCAACUUUUCACAGAUCAUGAGGUGUAUGAUGCUACUGACCGAAGCAGCUACAUUGAUGAUGUAUUUGCAUUUGGACGGGCAGAUAUUGUCAAUUAUGGAAAUGCCUUCAACUUAACAAGAUAUCUGGCCAAUGAAACUGAGUACAUUGUGUGGGAUCGAGUAUCUGCUUCUAUCUCCUACGUCAGAGAUAUGCUGGCUGAUGACCCAGUGCUUUACCCCAAAUUCCAGAAACUCUUCCGUGACCAUGUCCAGAAGAUAUCCAGAGACCUUGGGUGGAAUGAUGUGGGGAACCAAACAGAGCGGCUGCUGAGGGAGACAAUUUUAGGCCUUGCAUGUCAGAUGAAUGACCAGGAAGCUCUCAACCAAGCCUCUGAAAUUUUCAAUAAAUGGAUUGAAGGAACAAUUAGCAGUGUGGCUGUCAACUUACGGUUGUUGGUGUACCGAUACGGAAUGAGGAACUCAAAAUCAGAACGGAGCUGGGAAAUCAUGUUCCAGAAGUAUCUCUCUGCCUCUCUCGCCCAGGAGAAAGACAAGCUGCUCUACGGCCUGGCUUCAGUUGAAAAUGUCACUCUCCUUUAUAGGUUGCUUGAAGCCGCUAAAAAUGAAAGCAUUGUGAGAAGUCAAGAUGUUUUUAGUCUAGUGCAAUACGUGUCACGCAACACAUAUGGCAAAACUAUGGCCUGGGAAUGGAUGACCCUCAACUGGGAUUACCUAGUGAACAGAUAUUCUAUCAAUGACAGGAACUUGGGCCGUCUGCCCUCCAGAAUUACUAGUACAUACAACACCGAGCUCCUGCUGUGGAAGAUGGAGCACUUUUUUGCCCUGAAGCCAAAUGCAGGAGCAGGUGAGAUGCCCAGGAAGCAGGCAUUAGAGACUGUAAAGAACAAUAUUGAAUGGAUGCGACGGAAUCAGGAGGAGAUCCGGGUCUGGCUGGAGAACAAUGUGUCUGACUAAUGCUGGAACAGUUUUUCCCACACCCCCCACUAAAUUUGCCAGUGAAUUGCUCAGGGCAGCUUGAAAAUGAAUCUUUACUGUAGCUCAAGAGCCACUCUCCUGACAAAAUAAGUAUUGGAUUGUGUCGCCAUGACAGCUUUAAAAAAGUAUUUUCUUAGGCAUUACAAAUCCUUAGGCACUGUACAUUUUUUCUUUAUUUAAUGUGUUGCAGAACACAUCAAAUUCAUUAUCUGUAAAAUGUGAAAUAAAUGUCAUAAAGGAUGCUUCAAUUUAACACAUUUUAUAAAGAAAAUAAAAAAGAAAUCUUUAAAACGGA